Molecule: messenger RNA, 1356 nt
Organism: Strongyloides ratti
Lineage: Eukaryota; Metazoa; Nematoda; Chromadorea; Rhabditida; Strongyloididae
Product: HAD-like domain-containing protein
Exons: 3
Coding region: 1-1356 (451 amino acids)
Source: RefSeq, a predicted model, not a curated record
AUGACUGUUACUUCUGAUACAAAAUCUUUAAUUUAUAAUGAUGAAGGUAAUAUUCGUGGAGGGCAGACAGUAGAAGAAUUCAAGGCUAUGAUGUAUGGUGUUCAAUGUCAUAGAAGAAAAAUAGUUGAAGAUUUCAUGGCUGGAAAAAUUCUUGAUAACGAUAGUUUUAUUAACAUUAAACAAUCUCUUGAUUUUUUAAAUAAUAAUAUGAAAGAUAAAAAUGAAGGAUUCAUGGCUGAAAUGAUUAUAAGUAGAGAGGGUUCUAAUGAAAAAACAUUUCUUAUCAAUUUAAAAGAUGAAAUCAAUGGAUUACAAAAAGAUGUUAAUUUUUUAAAUGAAUGUAUAAAAUAUUUAAAUGAUGGUAAAAGUUAUCAGGAUUUAGAUUUGUCAAAACUUCUUGCAUCAUGUCAUCCAAUUUCAGAAGAAAAAUUUGAUGAAGAACUUGAAGAGUGUUUAAAGAUAUUAGAAAAAUUUGUUAAAGAAUCUUCUGAUGGUAAAAAACCUAUUUUUGUUACAGAUUGGGAUGGUACUAUGAAAGAUUAUUGUUCACAAUAUGCAACAAAUUUACAACCAAUAUAUUCAGCUAUUUGUAUGACACAAUUUGCAAAAUUAUUCACUAGAAUUACUGCUGUUUUAACGGCUGGACCAUUAAGAGGACCAGGAAUAUUAGAUUUAACAGCAAUUCCACUAAAUGAACAUAUUUUAUUUUCUGGAUCAUGGGGUAGAGAAUGGUGGAUUAAUGGAAAUAAAGUUGUUCAUGAUGAUGGAAUAAGUAUAGAAGGUUUUAAUGCUUUAGAACAAUUAACUAGCAAGAUGCAAAAUUUAAUACAUGAAAAUUCUGAUUUUUCACCAUUUGCUUUAGUAGGAUCUGGUAUACAACGUAAAGUUGAUAGAUUAACAUUAGGUAUACAAACUGUAUGUAAUCAUGUACCUGAAGAAUUAUCUAUUAGAUAUCAAGAAGCAGUUAAAGAAAAAAUGAAUGAAAUUGAUCCUGAUCAAAAAGUAUUAAUAUUUGAUCCGUCAACUGAAUUAGAAGUUGAAGUGGUUGUUGGAAAUGAGGGUGCUGUAUGGAAUAAGGGUAAUGGAGUAGCUAAAAUUGUUGAAAUAUUACAUGAUACGCUUAAAGGUCCCGGUAAUGUUUUAAUUUGUGGUGAUACUUUUAGUGAUUUACCAAUGGUUCAAAAAGUUGCUGUAGAAAAUAAUCAGGGAAUAAUGUCAAUAUUUGUCGGAACAAAUGAAAGAUUACGAAGUGAAGUACGUGAAUUGGUUAAUGAUGAAAGUCGAGUAGCUUUUGUAUCUUGUCCAGAUGUGGUACAUGCAGCAAUGUGGAAAUUAAUACAAGAACAUCAAAAAUGA